Messenger RNA from Ambispora leptoticha, 909 nucleotides. The record is from the annotation of a GenBank genome assembly. Lineage: Eukaryota; Fungi; Glomeromycota; Glomeromycetes; Archaeosporales; Ambisporaceae.
AUGGCUUUUUUAAUAGCGGUAGCUCCAAAACCGCGUAAACGCACCGAAAAAGAAAAAUAUUAUAUCUCAGCAAGAGUUGAGGAACCUCAACUACUACCAAAUAUCUUUCAGGAGUCUACUGUAGACUUAACAGUAGUCGUGCCUGCUUAUAAUGAGGAGACGAGACUUCCGACAAUGUUGAAGGAAACUGUAUCGUUCUUGGAAGAACGACGUAAAGAGUUCAAAGAUUGGAAGUACGAAAUUUUGAUAGUCAAUGAUGGAAGUACUGAUUCGACUAAAGAUGCUGCGUUAAAAUUUGGCCAGGAAAAUUUAGAUGUGGAUCUAAAAGUUUUGACAUUAGAAAAGAAUCGUGGGAAGGGAGGAGCUGUUACACAGGGUAUGCUUUCGGCUGGUGGUAAAUAUAUAUUGUUCGUGGAUGCGGAUGGUGCUACUAAAUUUUCAGAUCUAGCUUUAUUAGAACGAGACCUCGCAAAAAUUGAGAGUGAUGGGUUUGGAGCCGCUGUUGGCUCUCGUGCUCACUUAGUUGAAACAGAGGCAGUUGUGAAACGAUCGUUUAUUCGAAAUUUUCUGAUGCAUUCUUUCCAUAAAGUAUUAUAUUUAUUGGGAAUUCGUGGUAUAGGAGAUACUCAAUGUGGAUUUAAAUUAUUUACACGAAAAUCAGCACAACGCAUUUUUAUUAAUAUGCAUGUCGAGCGAUGGAUAUUUGACAUUGAAAUGUUAUUGAUUGCACAACAUUUUAAGACACCAAUUGCCGAGACUGCUGUAAAUUGGCAUGAAGUUGAUGGAUCCAAAGUAUCAUUGGUCAAAGAUUCAAUUCAGAUGGCGCUCGAUUUAUUAACUAUUCGAUUAAAUUAUCUUUUUAAAAUUUGGAACUUUGAGGAUCCUCUAUCGAAACCUAAACGCGGUUAA